ACCUUUACUGCUCUGCUGUAGGCCUACCCAUCUGAGAGGAGCAGCUUUGUGCAGCUGCAGAAGGGAUCGUUCAUCAAAUUUGGACAACAUGGCAGACAAAGACACUGUAGAGAAGUUCCUUGACAACAACCCACAGUUUGCUAAGGAGUACUACGACAAGAAAGUCAAGGCAGAUGUGAUCACUGGUGCCUUCAACAACCAGGUCCAGGUCAAAGACCCAGCCUCUUACAAUGAUGUCACCACCAUCCAGGAGGCUGAGUUCAUAUUCGAACUCAUAAAGGGGAUGCAAGGCAACACCCCGAUGGAAAAAGCCCUGCAUACAAUUCUCCAGAGGAUUGCUCUGCUGGUCCAGGCCGAUCGCUGCAGCUACUUUGGCUACAGGGCACGUAACGGAAUUCCUGAGCUGACCACGGUCCUCUUCGACGUGUCACACAAUUCUCCAUUUGAAAAGAAUUUAGUGGAUCCCAAUGCAGAGAUUGUUUUUCCCACCGACAUGGGAAUUGUUGGAUGGACGGCACACUCCAAGAAGCCUCAGAACAUUGCUGAUGUCAAGAAGGACUCUCAUUUCAGUGACUUUGUGGAUAAACAGCACAAAUAUACCACGAAAUGCAUGAUUACUGCUCCCAUUAUGUGUGAGAAGGAACCCAUUGGUGUCAUCAUGGCACUCAACAAACAAGGUGCUGAUGCAUUUUCAAAGAGUGAUCAGGAGCUUUUUAAUAAAUAUGUGAACUUUGCUGCUGUGGUCGCUCUCCAAGCCCACACUUCAUGCAUGUGGGAUGUAGAGUCCAGGAGAAGCCAGGUGUUGCUGUGGUCAGCCAGCAAAGUCUUUGAAGAGCUGACAGAUAUUGAGAGGCAGUUUCACAAAGCCUUGUACACAGUGAGGACAUAUGUCAAGUGUGAGAGAUACUCUGUGGGACUCCUGGACAUGACCAAAGAAAGGGAAUUCUUCGAUGAGUGGCCAAUCAAACUAGGAGAACAGGAGCCAUACAAAGGCCCCAAAACACCUGAUGGGAGAGAAAUCAACUUCUACAAAAUUAUUGACUACUUGCUGGAAGACAAAGAGGAGAUUAAAGUUAUCCCCGGCCCUCCUGCCGACCACUGGGCUCUGGUCAGCGGACUCCCAGCAUAUGUGGCUGAAAAUGGAUUUAUCUGCAACAUGAUGAAUGUUGGAGCAGAUGACUACUUCAAAUUUCAGAAAGAAAUGGUGGAUGAGACUGGAUGGAAGAUUAAGAACGUCCUGUCCCUCCCCAUUGUCAACAAAAAGGAAGAAAUUGUUGGUGUUGCCACUUUUUACAAUAGAAGUGAUGGCAAACCAUUUGACGAGAAUGAUGAACAAAUUACAGAAGCUCUAACCCAGUUCCUUGGCUGGUCCACUCUGAAUAGCGACACAUACGACAAACUGAACAGGACAGAGUGGAGGAAAGAUAUUGCACAGGAAAUUCUCAUGUACCAGACAACAGCCACACUAAAUGACGUGCAGACCAUUCUGAACACUCAAGACAAGUUUGGCUCUGCACCAGAGGACUGUGACCAGAAGGAGAUGUACAAACUGUUGAGAGGCAACAUCCCUGACGCCAAGAAGGUGGAGCUGCUUGAGUUCCGCUUUAGUGACUUCCCCUUGUCUGAGUUGGAACUCAUCAAGUGUGGCAUCCGCUGCUUCUUUGAGCUGGGGGUGGUAGAGAAGUUCAAAGUCCCAGCUGAGAUCCUGACACGAUGGAUGUUCACCGUUCGCAGGGGAUACCGUGACAUCACCUACCACAACUGGAGGCAUGGCUUCAACGUUGGACAAACCAUGUUUGCUUUGCUGCUAACAGGCAAACUGAAGAAGUAUUACUCCGAUCUCGAGGCCUUUGCCAUGGUAGCUGCCGGAUUCUGCCACGAUAUUGACCACAGAGGAACCAACAAUCUCUACCAGACAAAGAGUUUAUCCCCACUGGCAAAACUGCACAGCUCCUCAAUUAUGGAGCGGCAUCAUCUUGAGUACAGUAAGACACUGAUGGAGGAUGAGAACCUGAAUAUCUUCCAAAACCUUCAGAAGCGUCAGUUUGAGACGGUGCAGCAUCUGUUUGAAGUUUGCAUAAUUGCCACUGAUCUCGCCCUUUACUUCAAGAAGAGAACAAUGUUCCAAAAAAUUGUGGAAGCUGUGGAGGUCAUGCCAGAGGAGAAAGACAAGAUCAACUACAUCUCCAACAAUGCAACCAGGAAGGAAAUUAUCAUGGCAAUGAUGAUGACAGCUUGUGACCUGUCAGCCAUUACAAAGCCAUGGGAGGUUCAGAGCAAGGUCGCUCUAAUGGUGGCAGCAGAAUUUUGGGAGCAGGGAGACCUCGAAAGGACAGUCCUUGACCAGCAGCCUAUUCCAAUGAUGGACAGAAAUCAUGCUGAGCAGCUGCCUAAGAUGCAGUGUGGUUUCAUCGACUUUGUCUGCUCCUUUGUGUACAAGGAGUUUUCUCGCUUUCACACAGAGAUUGCCCCCAUGUUCAAUGGGCUGAAUAUCAACAGAGGCGAGUGGAGAGCUCUCGCAGAUGUCUAUGAGGCCAAGAUGAAGGCUAUCGAAGACGAGAAGAAAAAGCUGGAAGGUGGAGGCGAACAAGGUCAAGCUGGCGGGAAUUCAAAGACAUGCGUUAUCUUCUAGACCUCCAUUUUAUGAAUGUUUGUCUGGA
Messenger RNA from Perca flavescens (yellow perch), 2660 nucleotides. RefSeq names its product cone cGMP-specific 3',5'-cyclic phosphodiesterase subunit alpha'. The transcript has 22 exons. The coding region runs from base 89 to 2632 and encodes 847 amino acids. Gene Ontology annotation, biological process: signal transduction. The record is from RefSeq and is a predicted model, not a curated record. Lineage: Eukaryota; Metazoa; Chordata; Actinopteri; Perciformes; Percidae. Gene Ontology annotation, molecular function: 3',5'-cyclic-nucleotide phosphodiesterase activity; protein binding.